AUCUGGUUUUGCACCCCUCAAAAAUGAUAGCAAUCUCUGCUGUCAGUCGUGCUCUCCUGUUGUCCCUGCUCUGUGAAGCAAGUGCAGUCGUCUUACUCAACUCCACUGACUCAUCUCCGCCAACCAAUAAUUUCACUGAUACUGAAGCCGCUCUGAGCGCACCACUAGACUCUGCGGAUAUUCCCAAAGCCAGGCGGAAGCGCUACAUUUCGCAGAACGACAUGAUCGCCAUUCUUGAUUAUCAUAAUCAAGUUCGGGGUAAAGUGUUUCCACCAGCAGCAAACAUGGAAUACAUGGUCUGGGAUGAAAAUCUUGCAAAAUCUGCUGAAGCUUGGGCUGCUACUUGCAUUUGGGACCAUGGACCCUCUUACUUGCUGAGAUUUUUGGGCCAAAAUCUGUCUGUGCGAACUGGAAGAUACCGCUCCAUCCUUCAGUUGGUAAAGCCAUGGUAUGACGAAGUGAAAGAUUAUGCCUUUCCCUACCCUCAGGAUUGCAACCCCAGGUGUCCCAUGAGAUGUUUUGGUCCUAUGUGUACACAUUAUACACAGAUGGUUUGGGCCACUUCUAAUCGGAUAGGAUGUGCAAUCCAUACUUGCCAAAACAUGAAUGUCUGGGGAUCAGUAUGGAGACGUGCAGUAUACUUGGUGUGCAACUAUGCCCCAAAAGGCAAUUGGAUUGGAGAAGCACCAUAUAAAGUGGGAGUGCCAUGUUCAUCUUGUCCACCCAGCUAUGGGGGAACCUGUACUGACAAUAUGUGCUUUCCAGGAGUAACGACAAACUACCUGUACUGGUUUAAAUAAGCUUAUCCUUUUCUCCAGAAACCUACCAUGUUGCUGAGAAUCAUAGGC
Messenger RNA from Dipodomys ordii (Ord's kangaroo rat), 848 nucleotides. RefSeq names its product peptidase inhibitor 15 (gene Pi15). The transcript is spliced from 5 exons. The coding region runs from base 24 to 800 and encodes 258 amino acids. The record is from RefSeq and is a predicted model, not a curated record. Gene Ontology annotation, cellular component: extracellular region. NCBI's taxonomy places the organism in Eukaryota, Metazoa, Chordata, Mammalia, Rodentia, Heteromyidae.